Molecule: messenger RNA, 11824 nt
Organism: Choloepus didactylus (southern two-toed sloth)
Lineage: Eukaryota; Metazoa; Chordata; Mammalia; Pilosa; Megalonychidae
Gene: CDK6
Product: cyclin dependent kinase 6
Exons: 8
Coding region: 712-1692 (326 amino acids)
Biological process (GO): G1/S transition of mitotic cell cycle; regulation of cell population proliferation; signal transduction
Cellular component (GO): cytoplasm; nucleus; cyclin-dependent protein kinase holoenzyme complex
Molecular function (GO): ATP binding; cyclin-dependent protein serine/threonine kinase activity; cyclin binding
Source: RefSeq, a predicted model, not a curated record
CACAAACCCCCAGCCCCGCCGCCGCGUGGGUGUCCGGCAGAGGCGGCCUCCUGGGUCCCCACCCAGUCGGGUGGCCACCCUUCACUUUCCCGACUCUGUUCGCGAGCCCGGGCCAGAGCCCUGCGGCCCCCGUCCGCCCCCAGUGAGCUAUGCGGGCGGUGCCCUCCGCAGUCCCUCCGCCCUCCGCCUCUGUGCCCACCCCCUCGCCAGAGAAAGUGCUGGUAACGCCUUCCCUGCAGCCGGGUUACCUGCUCCGCGCGGCUGUGGACACGUGCGGAGGUCGGACUGACACACGCAGCUCCCUCGGCCGGCCUGAGGCGGCUAGGCCCCUCAGGUGAAAUAAGUUUGGACUGAGAAGCGCUCAGGCAGAGACUAUGUAAUCGCCUCGCUGUCUGGGCAGAGGACUGCGCUUCGGGGAGGAAAGAGGAGGGAUCGGCUUGCUCCUCCGGCGGCGGCGACGACUCGGCAGGCGGAGUUUCGCGGCGGCGGCACCAGGGCUGCGCCCGCCCGCGGGGAGGUAGUUCCAUCGAGCCCCGGCGGCCGCGAGAGCUAGAGUCCCGGAGCCGACGCGGCGAGGGAGAGGUCGAUCGAGUUCCGCGGCGCGAGGGAGUGGGCUAGGGAGCCCGGGAGGAGGUGAGCGGCGGCCGCGAGCGAUUCGAGCGCGCCUCUCACCCGCCCCAGCGGCGCCUCUCGGGCCGGCGUCCGGGCGGCAUGGAGAAGGACGGCCUGAGCCGCGCGGACCAGCAGUAUGAGUGCGUGGCGGAGAUCGGGGAGGGCGCCUAUGGGAAGGUGUUCAAGGCCCGGGACCUGAAGAACGGAGGCCGUUUCGUGGCGCUGAAGCGCGUGCGGGUGCAGACGGGCGAAGAGGGCAUGCCGCUCUCCACCAUCCGCGAGGUGGCGGUGCUGAGGCACCUGGAGACCUUCGAACACCCCAAUGUGGUCAGGUUGUUUGAUGUAUGCACAGUGUCACGAACAGACAGAGAAACCAAACUAACGUUAGUGUUUGAACAUGUUGAUCAAGACUUGACCACUUACUUGGAUAAGGUUCCAGAGCCUGGAGUGCCCACUGAAACCAUAAAGGAUAUGAUGUUUCAGCUUCUCCGAGGUCUGGACUUCCUUCACUCUCACCGAGUAGUGCAUCGUGACCUAAAACCACAGAACAUUCUGGUGACCAGCAGUGGACAAAUAAAAUUGGCUGACUUUGGUCUUGCCCGAAUCUACAGUUUUCAGAUGGCUCUUACCUCAGUGGUUGUCACGCUGUGGUACAGAGCUCCAGAAGUCCUGCUUCAGUCCAGCUACGCCACCCCCGUGGACCUCUGGAGUGUUGGCUGCAUAUUUGCAGAAAUGUUUCGUAGAAAGCCUCUUUUUCGUGGAAGUUCUGAUGUGGAUCAACUAGGAAAAAUCUUGGACGUAAUUGGACUCCCAGGAGAAGAGGACUGGCCUAGAGAUGUUGCCCUUCCCAGGCAGGCUUUUCAUUCAAAAUCACCCCAACCGAUUGAGAAAUUUGUAACAGAUAUUGAUGAAUUAGGCAAAGACCUGCUUCUGAAGUGCCUGACAUUCAAUCCAGCCAAAAGAAUAUCUGCCUACAGCGCUCUGUCUCACCCAUACUUCCAUGACCUGGAGAGGUGCAAGGAGAACCUGGAUUCCCAUCUGCCUCCCAGCCAGAACACCUCGGAGCUGAACACAGCCUGAGGUCCCAGCGGCUGCCUUGCGCUGAUGAUACACAAGGAGGCCCUUGGUGGCUGGCAGGUCCCCCAGGAAAGCCCUGCAGAGCUGUUGAGGAUUGCUGUCUGGAGGCCUUCUAGCCACCAUCUUCUGGACGGGCUCUGCUUCUCCAAGGAAACCACCUAGUUUACUGAUUUGAAAUCAAUGCAAAAGUGAUUGCAGCUUUAUGUUUUGUUUGUUUGUUUGUCUGUCUGUCUGUCUGUUUCAAGAACCUGGAAAACUUCCAGAAGAAGACAAGCUGCUGACUAAUUGUGCUGCCAUUUCAUUUUUCUAACUUUGAACGCUGCCAGGGUGAAGUGGGCAGUCCAAGCACAGCUGAGCUAUGAUGUAAUCUCUCUGCAGCUGCCCAGGCCUCAUUUGGUACUUUUGAGAGAGAGAGAGAGAGAGAGAGUGAGAGAGUGUGUGUGUGUGUGUGUGUGUGUGUUUUGUGAUCUCUUAAAGUGUUACUUUUUGUAAACAACAUAGAAUAAUUGCAUUUUAGAGACCAAUAAGGUGUUUAAAGGUGACAGAUAAAUAACGGGCGUCUGUUGACUAAAGGUGAUUCACCAGAAUGGGCUUCUCAAAUUAUAGAACUUUGAGCCUUUGUCCUCAGCAUUUCUUUUCUGGCCAAAAACAGUAAAUUUGCUAGCAGUAAAAGGUUCACUACCUAGAUGAAGUUUUAUACACACAGCAAAAAGAAAAAAGAAAAAAUCCUGAUAUCUUUUAAGAGACCUGUUUCUAAAAGCACACAGUCUGUUUACUCUUCGAAAAGCUGAAUUUACUUAUUUUAAGUUGGUUUUAGCCUUGUGUAUAAUAUCAUGCUUUAUUGUUUCUUUUGGAAAAUUACCCUGUAAGCUUUUUUAUUAUUUACUAUAGGUUUAGGGAAUGUACCUCAAAAAGUUUAAAAAAAAAAAGUUAUCCAAAAAAUAGAAAAUGCCUUUAUUUCCUGAUUUGGAAUUUCUUUAUUUCCUUUUGGUUUUUGUUGUUAUUUUGUUUUGUUUUUGUUUUAAGAAUUUGUCAGAAACUGUUUCCUGUUUUGGUUUGGAGAGUAGUUCUCUCUGACUUGAGACAGGAGUGCCUUUUAACUUUUCCCUGCUUUUUACACUGUACGUUCCAUCAUGCACUGCCUUAUUUGCAAAGUAUCCAUUUUGUCUGUCCCCCAGCACCUAUAAUAUAUGUUGCUACCAUUACAUAACUAAUAACAGAUUGCUUAAACUGUUCAUGCACCACCUGUUUUAUUUCUUUCAAUGAACAUUUCAUAAAUACACAGAGUCAGGUUUUGGCUCGCGGUCUCAACAACACAGUUUUAGCAAGGUCCCAUAUGUUCUCAAUUUAAUGCGAUUAUCCUAUGGUGGUGUUCACAGUUAUUACCUAGGAAAUGAGUAGAAUACUUGUUCUGCUCCAUCACCAGCACAUAGACUACUUUAAACUGUUACUUAGUGUUUUACAUUUUUAUAGAAUAUAUUGUCAGUGCAGUAUCUAAGAGAAUGUUUUUAACUAUUUUUUAGAGACAUUAUGUAUAUUUACUCUAUAAAAUGAUCUUUCCCCCAUCCCCCAGGCUGUGCUCCUUCCUAGUGCCUUGUGCAUAUCCCUGCUUUCUGCAGAGCCAGCCUGGCCCAGCCAUCCUGAACAGCUUCACUCUUUCUCUUGUUGUUUUCUUGCCUUCUAUAGUCUUUUCUAUUCCAAACCAUCUCUGCCGUAUACACGGUUCAGUGUUCAUUCGGCUCUCAUAACCAGAAAAUACAGAAAUGAAGUAUUGGGGUGUAAGUUUAGCUACCUGUACUUUUUCUGACUCAUGUUUUGAGAGCGUGAAACAGUUAGACCAUGUUCAGAGUUAGGAUUUUGAAAGAAUGGAGAAUAAUUACCUUGUAGAAAAUGUUCCAGAUGAUGUUUAUGCAUUAUAAAGCCUUACUAAAUUCUUGAAAGCUUUAUAUUGCAUAUGACUGUUUUGAAUAGAGAUAAAUUAGAUGAUGUUUCUCCUGAAAAGUUUUUGGAUUGGGAACCAUUCUCUUUUUAAACAUAUAUUGUUGAACAUUGUUCUAAUUCAGUAGUUUGAAGGACAGAAAAUUUUUCUAAAGCAAGAUACAAAUGAUAAGAUGGGCCAUAAGAAUGUUUUACACUUUCUUCAUUGUGACAGUGCUGAUUAUGUUUUGUCAUCACUGUAAAUGCUUGAGAUAUAAUUAAUCCAGAGAUUGAGGGUAAGUCAUACUCUCAGUCUCACCCAGAAAGGUGAGUUCUGCCUUCCCUUUGAUAGAGGAUCAAACUACAAAGAUUUGCUGGGGCCUAGAAAUUAAUUCAAAAGCUCAGUGCACUGAUUCAUCACUAGCUAUUUGGUCAGUAUCCAUGGUUAGAGUAAACAUAACUUUAGUUUUUGCUUUUGUAAAAGUUUAUCAUAAGUCAGCUCAAGAAAAAUGCAUCUGUUCUAAACUGGAAUUUUCAGCAUUCUUUAGAAUUUUAAAUGAGUAAAGAGCUCAGCUUUUCUUUAUAGAAUAUGCUUUUGGUUUGUUUCUCUGUACUGUUUGUAAAGAAAAAUAGAGCACAAGCAUUUUGGCAUUAGAGACUUGUCAAAUUAUGCUCUGAUGAUGCAGGAGAGGGCGUCUUGGCCUCUCUGAACUUUGUCAGGGGCUGGCCCCAGCUCUUCCAUCCUUGUGGUUGUUGCACUUGAGUGAUCACCCUCUGGUUUCAUGUCUUUUACAUCCGUGCUCACCACUUCAGGUCCAUAUCCCACACAAGCAGCCUUGCCUUUGGGACACUUUGAAGCAUUAUACCAGAGUAAAAACUUAGUGAAUACCACUUAUUCUUCUGUGACAUGUGGUUUCAGACAUCUUUGCCAAAAACUGGGCAGUGAUUAGAAAGGUCGCACUAUCAGGGUUAUAUAAGCUUAUAAGAAGUAGAAAUAUGGUAGAUUUGAAAUCACAAUUUGAAUUUCUUACUAGGAUUGGUGCAAGAAUAUGCCUGAUAGUUUCCAUAAGAGGUUUGGUUCUGGUGGCCCAAAUAUUGUGGGAAUUGUUGUGCAUUUAAAAAGAGAAAGAGAGAAGCCUGUCCAUUUACCCAUCGUUAAACUGUCACGUAAACUGCAAUAAGGACCUAACCUUUAAAAUACAAUUCAUGAAAGCUUCUAAUAAGAACCCAGUGGGCUGGAUCCUCCCACUUUGUCCCUCCUUUGAAGUGGAUGGGAAUUUAAGGUGCAAAAAACCUGUCCUGGAAGAAAGCUCAAGGCUGUUACAGACCCUUGUACUUCUUGAUAGGCACACACUGUGAAUGGCAGGCUUUUCGUUUAGCCCCAGGUGACCUUCUGGAAUUGUUCAAAAUUAUUCACCUAAGAAUGGAAUCUCAGAAUUUUAUUUUUAAGUAAAAUAAAAAUUGCAGUAUGUACAUGAUGUUACUAUCUUAAAGAAAAUGCAUUCCUUUUAAUAGAAGAAUCUAGUUUGACUCCAGAAUGUGGUACUGUCUUUAUGAGAUAACUCUUAAAUAGUACCAUUACAUAUUAAAUCUUAAAUUAUGUAUUUGAAUUCAGUUUUUAAAUAACUGUAGCUGCUUCUCUUAAAAAUUAUGCCUGUUAGAUUCAGAAUAGGAAAUCUUGUUCCAUUGUGGAAAUUAAAUCAUGUAAGCUUCCUAACUUCAUAAUUAUAUUAAAAUUCAUCUGUGCAAAGAAUUACUUCCUUUCUUUUAAGUGACAAUUGACUAUUGUUAUGAUAAGCACAUGAGAGUAUCUGACAUUUUUCAAAAGCAGGCUUUUGUUGUAUAGUUGUGUAUAAGAAAGAAUAAUGUGAAAAGUUAAUAUGCCACCAUAAAUACUUAAUUGCAUUAGUUUAGCAACUACAAAAUAUUUACUUGGGGAAGAAAAUAUUAAAAUAUAUAUUCUUAGAUAUUGAUGGAAUUCAAAAGAAUACAUGUUUUACAUUGUUACAGGUAAAAAUAAAGAUGUUAUCUGAUUUCUAAAUCUUUAAAAAUUAUUCAUAAAAUAGUAAUCAAUGGAUAGGGAAAAUUCAGAAUAAAUGAAGGUAUUCAAAGGACAGUUUCAAAGUUAUUGUUGAAGGAUGUAUAUAUUAUUAACAAAUAUGUUAUAAGAACUUAUAUGAAAAUCACUUGACAACUAUGGACUUCAUAUGUUCAAAAACAAAUUUUAUGGAGAAGAUAUUCCAAGCACAGUUACCAUUUCAAAAGUUGGGCUGAACAAACUAAACCAUCUAUAUUCCUUCCUCAUUUCAUAGGGAAGAAGCAGUCACAUGAACCUACACCAAUAAUGCAUGACUAAGAAUGUUCAUUGUAAAAAUUAAAACAAAUUUUUAAAAGGCAUAUGUUUCUAUGCCACCAGGAUUUUUUAAAAAUUGUGAACCUUACCCAAAACAAUUUAUCAUGUGCAUUAAAUACCUUUAGAUAUAUAAUUAGCUAUAUAUUUAACAUGUUCCCUCUCCACAAUGGAAAAACUUCUUGAGGCUACCAAAAGCCUGUCAAUGUAAGUCCUCAGAUAAUUAGUAAGUGUUCUCCAAAAGCAUGGGAAACAGCAUUUUCAUUUCUUACCGGCUCCCUUUUUUACAUCAAUGCCAUUUUUAACAGUUUUGGUGGCCAUUGGGUACAGACCUAUAUCUCAAGCAUUUCUAACUUGUACUUUUCCAGAAAAUAAACCAAAAAUAUUCUUUUGGCCUUCUUUAUCUUCUUACCUUUGUAAACAACAGAAAUACAGAAACGGAAAGGGUCUGGGGUAUUUUUUCCUUUUUUUUUUAAAUGAAGUACCAAUCGGCUUUUCAAAAUGUUUUCAUUAUUAGCAUUCCCAGGAAGUUAAUUCAGAUAAAUGAAUAUAUUUAAGUCCACAUAUUUGUUUCCUUAACACUGGUGCUCCGUCCUUCAGCAAGAAAACUGAAGAGCCACCUGAAAAUGAGCAUAGGCUUUUUUCAAGCAUCUAGUACAGCAAUUUGAAGUGAAUAUAAGGUAAGAAAGGGAAGUGUUUUGUUUUUGUUUUUGUUUUUGUUUUUUAUUGCAAAAGCAUGUAUGUUAAAUUCACACUGUCCUUGUUUUAUUCCAUUAUAUUCCACAAGAUGGCACUUUCAGGGAGGUAAACAAAACAAAACAAAAACCUUAAAGACCAAGGUCAAAGAGGUACUUCUAAAGACUUUAUUCUAAUUUUAUUUUUCUGCUUAUAUUUAACUCUUUCGGCCUUUCAUUUAUGGGCUCAAACUGUUUUUCACUUGUUUUUCAAGGUGACUGAUAGCCUUCAUAAUGUUAUAUAACUUACAAGUUUUAAUUGUUUGCUAGUUUCUGGACAGUUUGUUAUAAAGUAAAUUUGCUUGAGGGUGGAUAAUAGACCCAUUUUGAUCAUUUGAGUGAAGAAAGCCUAGUCAUUCAGUUCUUCCAGGCACAUUUCUUUUAAAGGUACCUGAUUACCUGACACUUUUCAAGGUGCAGAAGUUAAAAAAACAGACAAGGCUUGCUUACUGAGAAAUCAACCCUCAGUUGUGAACAGGACAGUUUAGUAAGGCGUGUAAAAUUCCUAUGGUGUCCUCAGGCAAAAUACCACACCCCAGUCUGCUGCUUUCAUAUCCCCUACAUGGCAGCCGUUAAGACAUGGAAGCACACAUCUUCAUUUAAAAAGAUCCGAUGAAGCAAGAUAAUUAAUGGAUCAGAAAUUAAGUAGACAAAACUACUUUUUUCUCAAGGACUGCUAUCCUGAAACAGAGCCCUAAAAUACUAAAAAACUUGGUAAUUUUUACAUGUGUGUAUAUAUAUGCUUAUGUUUUCAAUCACAGGUCUGCUCAGAGACCCAUUAUUCUCCAGAAGGUUUAGUUAAGUUUGGAAGUCACUUUCCUCAACAGAAUCACUGGAAUUUAGAGGGAAGGAAAUUAUAGUAUUUUUCAGUUUCCUCAGCACAGCACAAGAGAAGGCAGUUUAUUCCUUCCGAGUGGUAGAAACUCGAUAUCGCCUGCUUAACUUAAAAGAGUAACAGGCAGCAAGUCUCAGUAAUUCAUACUGAAUCAAAACAUACACACUAGGGCUAAUAAAAUGUGCCUUGAGAAGGCAUCAGUCUCAUCCUUCUACUCAAAACCCACCGUAGCAAAUUCCAGUUUGAGCCCAUAAAUGAAAGGCCGAAUUAAAACCCAAAGUUGGUUAUUAGUGGGCCAGUUUGAAUUCCAUUUGCUCGUGACUCCCACGUGAAAACUUCGUGGAUGUGUUGCAUCUUCUCCCAGCCCUUCUUGGGCAGGGGAGGGGCAGUGAGCGGAGCUAACCCAAGACCUGCCUGCCCCGCUCACCUGAUAGUGUCUGAAAUGAUGUACGGACCCGGCAGGCUACUGGCCGAGGUCUAAGUGUGCCCUGCUGCUGUCUCAGAGACAUCUGUUCUGCACUCUUAAGAAGAAAAAUGUCCCUAGAAGUAAACAGAUGUCUUCUGUGCAUAAACAAGUACAACACAAUUCUCCAAAAGUUCGGGUAUAAAGAGAUGUAGUAGAGGCUGCUCUGUGUGAAGCUGUCUGCCAGGCAUCUCUCAAGCUCUAAGCUCAGCUUUUUUUUUUUUUUUUUUUUAAGAGAAGAUGUAUAAUUACAGGAAAGAUGUUUUUAUUUUUUUAUUUUCUAUCAUUCUACAUAUAUGAUGGCAAAAGAUAGCCUGGAAAGGUUUUGUUUUGAAAAAUUGUUUAUUUUCUGCUUCAUCUUCAGUUGGCAAAGGCUCCUAACUCUAUAUAUAGUUUCAAAACUCUUCUCUCUUUCUUUGUCAAGUAAUUGAAACUAUGUAAACAAAUUAUCUCAUGUAUGAAGGGAUGUUCCUGUUUAGAGGAACUUUUUGUGUGAAUUACUUCAUGCAAAUAACCCCUUCUCUAUUUUAUGAGUGUGGAUUGUCAAGUGUAGGUUUUUUAAAUGGGGACACAUUUCUGUACAUAUUGAUUACCAUAAACUAUGACUGCGUAGCACUAAUCAGCAAGCAUAGAGCCACACAAUUAUUUAAUUUCUAAGUUUGUGGUUUCUAGCCAAAUUCCGUUGGUGUGCUUAUGUUAAAGUUCUGAAGAUACCUUUGUACCCUUACUUGAAAGUUUCUAAUCUUAAGUUUUAUGAAAUGCAAUAAUAUGUAUUAGCCAGCAAUAUUUCUGAGAGCACCAGCAAUUUUAAAUUUGACCUUGAAGCCUCUGAUUAAUGAAAAUAGGUUCCAGCAGUAAUAGAUUUCUUGAACCCCCCAAGUGCCUCAUAAUCUUUUCGUUCUGGUCCUGUAUUUGCAAUGAUGUACACAUGUUUAUUACAGUUCCUCACUUAUUUUGUACUCAUUUUCCUGUGACCAGUAAUAAACGUAUUAGUUAGCUCAUGGAAUUAAUGGCACCAACUACCCCUAGAAUCAGCACUUAACAAGUUGGGGAAUUUUUAUUUCAAGUUGUUCUACAUUUACAUAAAUUAUUUCUAUUAUUAUUCGUGUAUAUUAUUUAUUUCUGAAUCACACUAGUCCUGUGAAAAUGCAGCUGAAGGCAAAAAGUGUAGAACUUGCAUUUAAUGUUCAUUAUCAUAGUCUGGAUGGAUGUCUUGAUGAAGCUAAGAAAAUAAAAAUUAGACUAAGCCCCCUAAUAAGCUGCAUGCAUUUUAACGUGAUUACUAGAAUUUAAGACUGUAGAUGUAGCCUUUUGGGUGUCUUGGUCUUUUAUCAUUGUAUAAAGGAGUUAAAGGCAGAGGACUUUUAUAGUUUUGCUUUUGUCAAAUAUGCAUAUAGUGUAGUAUAAAAAUAUAGCAAAAUAGAAACUAAAGCUAGACAAGCAUUUCAAAUACUGCCUUCAUUUAGAAACUUUGCCAGAUGACCAUUGGCGUAGAUGCCAAUCAGAGACUGGUGCCUAGGUGAUACCUCCCCUGCCCUGGCUUUGUGAAGAAGUUUCCUUCUCGUGAGCAAGUGCCCUCGUAGGUAUUGUGUGUGAUAGUGGGAACAGGUAGAACUGUUGUAAAGACAGCAACCUGAGAGCUUUCUGUAGAAACAGAAUUAUGUCAGCUUGUGCCUUGAGGCUUCCAGGAUGUGUCAGAUAGAGGAGUCUUAAGUUUCUGUGCUUCAGGCAACUUGAGUUUUGUACAGAAGCGAUCCAGUCUGGUAAGAAAAAACAAGGAUUGCAUGUACAAUAUUCAAGAAUGGGAUUUUAACAACUAACAAUGCCCAACACUAUGAAAGUUUGUUGCAUUUCUGGUAAUUUAGGUUUUGAUCUGAAGGUUAAAGGGCAAGUGUUUUCGUUCAGAAAAGCAGUAUGUGUUAAGAAGAGCAGAGUAUCGGUUCCCAUAGAGUGCAGCUUAGAACUAGAGAGUUUUAUAGGAUUAUCAUUUCUGAGAUGUAAAAGCAUGUUUUCACUGUAAAAGGUAUUAGUGUUUCUGCAUUCCCAUAGUGUCUAGUUAAAACUUUCUUCAAGGUUUCAGCAAGGGUGUCACCCACAGUAAACUUUUUUGUUUUUCAACUUAUUCUUAUAAUAGAAAAUGUUUUAAAAGUAAAAAAAAAAAAAAAGAAAGAAAGAAAGAUCCUAAUUUGGACAUUUAACUUGUUGGUUUCUGUGUUUGAAGUCACAGUUUUGGAAACGUAGAGGUUGUGCUUGUCAGAUAAUAAUCUAGACUGCGCAAGUCCGCCCAGGAUGACUGACUCCCUUCCCCAGCCCCUGUGUCUCUUCCCUCCUUCUAAAAUCCUCCCUGCUACUAUCCUAGCUACUCCACGUGAUCCCCCAUCCACCUGUGCCACUCACUGGGUAUCAGACACGUGAUGAGAGAUACUUUAGGCACCAUGGGUGUGCUCGCCUAGGCCAGGCCAACACCCCACUUGACCUUCAGUUGAACAUAGUCAUCUUGAGAAGGUUCCUGAUGUGGGCACAAAGUGUGCUCAUGGCACCAAUUACAUAUCCACUCUAGCUUCUUUGCAUACAUCUUGAUUUUUAAACCAAGUCAUUCUGCAGAGCAUUUAGUUUGGGCUGUUGUGGUACAAAGAGAAAAAAUAAGCAAGAAUACAAACCACAUUCCAGGCUGCUGUUUUCAACCCAAUCGCAAGCUAUACUUCUACUGUAUUUCUUCAUACUUGAAACUCAUUCUGCUAUAUUCAUAUCAGGGUACAGACUUAAAAGGGUGCAUGUUCCUUAAAGGUGCAUAAUUACUCUCAUUCCGUUUGCUCAUAUUGCUACAAAAUGCUCUGUUUUGGUGCUUCGGGUUCAGCAGGUUAAAAGAAGCAGGGUAGAAAUUCACUGCCUGGAAUAGUCUUAAAAGAAUUUUGGCAGAUGACUUGGUGUUUGAUGUUGUUUCUGCUUGGUUCUCUGUACACGAGAUUGAGGGUAACUGCACCGGCCUGUUGGGUCCACUCGGAUGUCGGCUGUAUAAAACCUGUGCUCUCCCAAGUGUGGGUGCAGUCGGCUCUCUGAAAGCAGAAACCUUCCUACAUAUCUGGAUUGUUUAGCCCUCAAAGAAAAAUGGCCUUGGGUAUAAACAGGAGCAGAAUAGGAAGGGCCAUCUCACUCUACUGACCAUCCAUCCCUCCAUUCCACAUAGAAAGCCCUCCCGAGGCAAGAAAAAAUAAUAAUAAUAAAGCUUAUCUCUAAGCUUCCCCUCCUCAUAGCCUCCUGAGCUGAAUGGUCUUGCUUUGUUCCCUUGAGGCAAAUGAAAAUACAGGUCAGUUUAUCUAGACCCUUCCUGCCUGAAGAGAAUACAAAAGUAGGUGUUUAGUCAGGCAAAAUAUGUAAUCCAAGGACCACAAAAACUUACAUUAAAUACCUCAUCACUAGAAAUCUCUCUGUUAAAAAAAGUAGUUCAAGUAAGGGAUGCCUUAUGACCCUGAAUUUCUGAGGUCAGUUGUAGCCUUUCUAGCAUGCGCCUUACUCGAGGACUUCUUUGGAGAGAGAGAACUGCAGUGGUGACUGUUGCCAUCGCAAAGGUAGAAUGUCAGAAAAUUCAGAGGGUUACAGAAGAAUGAUCCUUUGGAAACUGGAUGUCUUACUGGGUGCUAGAAUGCAAAUUUAGGUAUUUAUUGUCAAAUAAUGGAAUUCAUUUUUUUUUUUAAUUGGUGUUGAAAUGUCACUGUCAAGUUAAUUGUGUUCACUUAUGCACAAGCUAAAUUGGAGCAAACAAAAUGGUUUGUACCUUUUGUACAACUUCUUACAAUAAAAAUAUCGGUAGCAAAUAAAAAUAAUAAAAACAGCAA